Messenger RNA from Talaromyces marneffei, 2079 nucleotides. RefSeq lists its product as uncharacterized. Gene Ontology annotation, biological process: regulation of transcription by RNA polymerase II; DNA-templated transcription. Gene Ontology annotation, molecular function: zinc ion binding; RNA polymerase II cis-regulatory region sequence-specific DNA binding; DNA-binding transcription factor activity, RNA polymerase II-specific. Gene Ontology annotation, cellular component: chromatin. Lineage: Eukaryota; Fungi; Ascomycota; Eurotiomycetes; Eurotiales; Trichocomaceae. The record is from RefSeq and is a predicted model, not a curated record. The transcript has 8 exons. Bases 1 to 2079 code for a protein of 692 amino acids.
AUGACGAAACAGACCUUGGACAAGAAUUUCCGGUGCAACAUCUGCCAGCGAGGCUUUACUCGUAUUGAUCAUCUGAAGCGACAUCACUUGCGUCACUCCGGCGUGAAACCGUACUCAUGCAUAUUUUGUAAUGAGGCAUUUGCACGAUGCGACAAUCUGCGAGAUCACUAUCCAGACUGCGCGCAACGAGGAGAUAACCCAAUUCCAGAGACUGGGCAGCGAGGAAGACGUCGUCAUGCUUGUGAAUCGUGCACUUCUAUGAAGCUCCGCUGUGAUGGACAAAGUCCUUGCAGCUCAUGUGUCAAGCGGAAUCUCGCGUGUAAUAAUACCGGCAAACAUAAAAAUCCCCGGGUUGAGUUACCUCCAUCCACGGAGAAUGCACUUCUGAAAAACGAAGAACUCGAAUCUUCGGAUCGAGGAUCCAUCAGUUUUCUCCUAAAUGGCGGCACAGAUAGUUUCACCGAGAGGUUUCGUCUCCCACCACGCAGUGAUCGUGCCCGAGGCACGCUAUAUCACACCCAGAAAGAGUUGGAAGAGGCUACAAGUCCCGCCAAUACCUAUUCGCUAGAUGGCGCUACUCCUAAUCUCAAUACGGGUUUCUUUUCGGACUUUGAUGACCUGUCAACAUUUGACGAAAGCUUCAUGUCUUUUAUGACCGGACCAUUCGCUGAAUCUCAAAAAUCUAUGGUCGAUCCCUAUUCAGGCACAUUUGCUGCACACGCACUGUUGCAACUUCCAAACCAUGACCCGAAAGUGGACUUGGCUGACGAUUCAUCGUUCUACGAAACGGAAAGCGCCUUCUCGAGCGCCCUCAUUCAAGCCAUACUCGCAAAGACAUGGACAGUGAAUAUGGAUGCCAAGGCACAACAAGAAAUUUCAUCGAAUCUUCAUUUCCUGCUCACGACACGCCGCAUCCAUAAGUUCGUGUCGCUGUACUUUUUGUACUGGCAUAUCAAUUGCCAACUCCUUCAUCCACCGUCAUUCAACAUCGAGCAGGUUACAAUGCCUUUACUCGCAGCUGUUGUCUUUAUGGGCGCCAUGUAUUCAAAUGAGGAACGUGAGGCGUAUGUGGCUCGGCGAAUGAUAGACUUUGCCGAGCUGUAUGUGUUCUCCACAGACGUCUUUUCUAGCGAACACGAAGUCAGCUGCACGUUUGUUGGUCGGCCAUCGACGGAGACAGAACGCAAGGAUUGGACUCAUUUCCAGAACCUUCAGGCGGGAUACGUGAUGGUAGUCACCCAAUACUGGGCGGGCUCAAAGACAGCGCGGAAUAGGGCGAUGGAGGCUCGUUUCAAUGAGGUCGUUCUCACCGCACGAAGAAUGGAUCUUACACGCUGUCAGCAUCUUCCAGAAGAUCGAAUUCAUGAGACGCUUUGGAUUCAGAAGGAGUGUCGUAUCAGGACUAUGAAUUUCAUCGCAUUACUCGACUGCGCUUUUUCUUUCUACUCGAACUUUCCCUGUCGCCUUACACCUUCGGAGCUGGAAUGCGACCUGCCAUGUGAAGAAUCAGUUUUCAACUGCGAGCAUCCUUUUGCACAGCUCAAGUUCCGAUUUACCAGAGAAACGACCGUUUAUGACGCUUUUCAAUAUCUGUUCGACGACGAACCGGAAACAUCAAACUGUCAGCAUGGCCAACACCACUCGAAUUAUUGCAAGCACAGUCCUUCGAUUGGCACAACCUUUACGGUUACCGACAUGUUUUUGAUGAUACAUAUUCUUUACUCGUACAUCAAUUCACACAUGACAGUCAUGGCACCAAUAAUACGCAUUCAACAACUCAAAAAACAAAAAGACCCAUCGGCAGCUACCACUAGAUCGAUAACAACAGACGAUCCCGUUCUCGUGAGCAUCCGAGCAGCAUUGAGUCGAUGGCGUACAUUAUGGCUUAACUUGAAGUCAUGCAUCCCAGCAGAUGAAUGGGCUGCAAUGGGCUUCAUGAAGACAGCGUACAAUUUCUGGCAGGUGGCCAAUUUGCUGAUUACGAAGAAGCAUAGCGUUGACGUUAUCAUGCAAAUGGAGGUCAAAUGCGAGGAUAAGCUGGAGAAGUUGAAGGUGCUUUUGCAAGAUGAUAAUGAUUGA